This is a messenger RNA of Caenorhabditis briggsae, 1212 nucleotides long. The coding region runs from base 1 to 1212 and encodes 403 amino acids. The transcript is spliced from 6 exons. The record is from RefSeq and is a predicted model, not a curated record. NCBI's taxonomy places the organism in Eukaryota, Metazoa, Nematoda, Chromadorea, Rhabditida, Rhabditidae.
AUGUGUGAUGACGCGUAUAGGAGCCGUUUCCAUCCCAAUGACGCUGAUAACAAGUGUGCUGGUAGAGAAAAACUUAUGAAGAUGAAAUCCGAAAUUAACGAAAAAUGGCCCAAAAUUGGAGUACAGUUCGAACCUACCUUAUGGUGGACGAAAUAUAGAGAAGAUCAUGCAGAGAAGUUCAAUGAUUCAGUCGAAUUUCUUCAAAACGUUACGGGAAUGAGUCAGGAGGAUGCGGAAGAGAAAUUGCUCAAUGAUCUGAUCCGCAUAACAUUUGUGGAAACGAACUUGAUUGUCAAUGGGCAGCAGAAUGCUGAGGAACUGUUUGCGAACCUGUUACUGGCUAUUAAUGGGGAACAAGAGAUGCCAUUCAAAUCGGCUCAAGAGCUAGCUGAUUUUUGUGAUUCCAUGCCGCUAAACUUUCGAAAAGAUGCGAACCUCUAUCGAAAUACGGGAGUUCAAGGGCGUCGUCUGAUUCAGGAGUUUAAGAGGAAGUUGACGAGAGGAGAUGUGAUUGAUUGCGAUAGUCUGGAUCAGAUUCUUGAAAACUUCCGUAAGACGAUCCACGUGGAUGAAGGAUUGAAAAACUUUGCUGAUCAAGAAGCCCAGUUGGACUACUCCUCGCUGUUUUAUAUUUCAAAAACUAUUCCUGGUUUCGUCUAUGACAAAGUUAGUGGUCGCCUUGGCUUGUCUCCAGACGCCGACAAAUCGCUUAUUCUGAAUGCACCCAUUUUCACAGACACCAUCAAUUCCUCCCACCCACUGAAACUGGAUCUUUCUCGCACUGUAGACGCCUGCGCGAUCAAUGCCUGUACCACAUAUCCGGACCGUCAACAGUUCUAUUUUGCCGAUGAGCAUCUGCGCGGCGUCGGAUCAGCAAUGUUCUGGAAGAAAUCGCCUGGUGAAAAGUCUAUGAAGCCACUGAACAGAACCAGCGUUAUGGAAUCUAACUUCACGAGCAUUCACGGUUGCAUUUCACCCAAUAAACCGGCACUUCAGGUUGAAACAUUUCGGAUUGAGCCAACGAAACUGUGUUUCAUGAAUAAUCUUUGUACAAGAUCUACUGGAAAGAUUAUCAGCAACGCGGGGUGUUUGGUGAAUGCAGAUUUCGAGAGUGUCAACGCGAACAUUAAAUACCGAAAGUCGCAGAGCUUCGAGAAAUUCUUUGUUGUAUAUGAGAAAAUGAAGAAGGAGGAAGCAGCUGACGAUGUAUAA